Schistosoma haematobium is the source of this 4516-nucleotide messenger RNA. RefSeq lists its product as uncharacterized. The coding region runs from base 689 to 1906 and encodes 405 amino acids. The record is from RefSeq and is a predicted model, not a curated record. NCBI's taxonomy places the organism in Eukaryota, Metazoa, Platyhelminthes, Trematoda, Strigeidida, Schistosomatidae. Gene Ontology annotation, molecular function: cAMP-dependent protein kinase activity; ATP binding. Gene Ontology annotation, cellular component: cAMP-dependent protein kinase complex; nucleus. Gene Ontology annotation, biological process: peptidyl-serine phosphorylation. The transcript is spliced from 10 exons.
AAAUGCUUUAAUAUUUUAAUGUAGCCAUUGGACAUGUUACUUAACAUAUAUGUGUAAAUAUAAACAUGUCUGUCUAACGAUUUUUCAUAUUAUUAUGAUUUGUUCUCCUGUAUGGAGACACACAUAGUAUCCAUAGUCCGUUAGUAAACUUCAAUAUUUGUGUCUAGAUGUUUGCAUGAACAUGCAGAUGUGUUAUAUAAUGUGCACAUAUGGCUUGUUCGCUCAAUCACAUUACACUGUUAUUAUUUAAGUUAGUAAUAUUAGAAUUACCAGUUAUUAUGGGCUUUUUUCACUUUAAAAAGGAACCAAUAAAUUUAUGACUCUUAUAACUAAAGGAAUUAACCAUACAUUGAUUUAACUAUUUAAAUAAAAUGAAUUGAUAAUGAAGUACUCAAAUUUAUUCACGUUUAUGUACAUAUCUAUACUGUAAUGCAAAGGUUUACAUUGGGAAAUCGUAACAAUCAUCAGCGUGAUUACCAGCUUAAAACUUAACAACUCAAAGUGAUCUAAGAGCGGAACUAGACAUAUAAACACACACAAACAUCCCUUAGAAACUAAUUUUAAUUAUUUGAAGAAAACACAGUUUUUAGAUAAAAAAAACUUUCAUGAGAUUUGAUUUGAUAAUUUACGCAGUUCAAGAAAAUUGCAUCAAAUUAAAUUAAAAAUUGUGAAUUAAUUUGAAAAUUAAAUGUCUGGUGAUACUGAGGCCACAUUUAUUUUAUCUUUAGAUGACGAUGAAAAUGAUAUUGCAUCAUCUCAUCCAAAUCACAAUAAAACAAUAACAGCAGAUUAUUCAACAGAAAAUACAGUAGUUGAAUUCUCUAUUUCAAUUAAUGAUGAUAGCGUUGAAGUGAAAGGAGGCGAUUCAAUGUCAUUGGAAGAACAAUUAGCUUGGUUUGGCGAUUAUCUUGAAAAAGAAUCUCGUGUAUUUGAACAAAAAUGGUCACACCCAACUCAAAGUAAUGCAACCUUGAAUCAGUUCGAUCGUAUAAAAACACUUGGUACAGGAUCAUUUGGUCGUGUCAUGUUAGUGAAAGAUAAAAAGACACAGAUGUAUUAUGCAAUGAAAAUUCUAGAAAAACAAAAAGUUGUCAAACUCAAACAAGUAGAACAUACAUUGAAUGAGAAAAAAAUUUUACAAGCAAUCAAUUUUCCUUUUCUUGUCAGUAUGGAUUUUAGUUUUAAAGAUAAUUCAAAUUUGUAUAUGGUACUUGAGUUUGUCAGUGGAGGUGAAAUGUUUUCCUAUUUAAGAAGAGUUGGGAAAUUCAGUGAAGAAGAUUCACGUUUCUAUGCAAGUCAAGUUGUACUGGCAUUUGAAUAUCUGCAUUCUUUUGAUUUAAUCUACAGGGAUUUAAAACCUGAGAAUUUAUUGAUUGCUAGUGAUGGUUAUUUAAAAGUUACCGACUUUGGAUUUGCCAAAAAAAUCAAAGGACGAACAUGGACAUUAUGUGGAACACCAGAAUAUCUUGCCCCCGAAAUUAUUCUAAGCAAAGGCUACAAUAAAGCUGUGGAUUGGUGGGCACUGGGUAUUUUGAUCUAUGAAAUGGCUUGUGGAUAUCCACCAUUUUUCGCAGAUCAACCUAUAGAAAUUUAUGAGAAAAUUGUUGCUGGUAAAGUGAGAUUUCCCGGACAUGUUAGUAGUGAUCUGAAAAAUCUUCUUAAACAAUUGUUACAAACAGAUUUAACAAAACGUUACGGUAAUUUAAAAAAUGGUGUCGAUGAUAUCAAAUGUCAUAAAUGGUUCCGGCCAACUAAUUGGGUUGCAGUUUAUCAAAAAGAAAUAUGUGCCCCAUUCUUACCGCCAUGUAAAGGGCCCGGUGACACAAGUAAUUUCGAUGAUUAUGAGGAGGAACCACUUCGAAUAUCUAAAACAGAUUAUUGUUCAAAAGAAUUUGAAGAAUUCUGACGAAAAACGAAUCAAAGUGAAUGAGUUAAAUACACAAAAGACAUUUAAAUCAAAUCUUAUUAACAGUGCUUAUUUUUUAUUUCCAGGUUUCACUUCAAAUCCCAGUCUGUGUUUGAUACACUCGUCUGAAACUUUGGGGCACAUGGAAUGAAAAUAGACGAAAGAUAAAACAUUAAUUAGGCACAUGGAUUUGUGUGUGCAAAUACAAGAUCCUUACUUUUCGGUACUAUUCAAUCAUUCAUUAUGUGUAUAUGUGUGUACAAGUAUGUAACGAACACAUUUACACCUAAAUAUGUUCUGAUACCGCCUUUUAUCACGAUACUUUUAAUGAACAAAUGAUGCCAUAAAAUAUCUAGUCUGAUUUGUAUAUUUUAAGCCUUUCUAUCAUUUUGUAUGGAUUAAUACAAGUUCACUAACUUCUUAGUUUAUGUGGUUGAAACUACUCAGAAUUUUAUUUUCUUUGUUUUCCCUGUAAACUAUCAUAUUUUUAUUCUGUAAAUGAAGUAACAAAUAAUCACUGAAUGUCACUAGUUUUUUUUGGGGGGGGGAGUAUUCGCUAUUCAUCAUAAAUGUAUGUUUAUUGUAUAUCCACAUAUGUUUGAAUACUGAGGUAUACAUAAAUAUUUGUGUAACCCAAAUAUACUACUGUCUUUGUUAGGUACAAAACAUGUCUAUGGUUGAAAUAUUAUUUUAUUUAUUAGAAGAAAAAGUUACAGAAAGUAUUCUAUAACUGUAUAAGCUUUUGAAAAAAAAUUUUCUCUCUUUUUAAAUCUAUAUUUUUGAGUUUUAUUAGUAGUAUAGAGAAACAAUAAUUAAUUAACGUUGGUUUUACUGAAUACCUUCGAAUGUUUGUCACUUUUAUCUAUCAAGCUGACUACUCACAAGUAGCUAAGCAAGUAUUUAAAAACUGUGACCGUUAUUCAUUUACAUGAAAAUCUAUUAACAGUCAUCAUUUGAAUUAGAUAAGUUUUCACAGUUACUCCUCAUUUAUAUGUGACGUUCUUAAUAAAUCCUAAUUCAGUAAAUGUGUACAGCCGUCAAGAUUUGGACAUCAAUAAAAUGUAGAACCCAUCAUUAAAUACUCCCCUGGAUUAUCGGCAUAAAUUAGUACACAGAUCAUUCAUUGUCCAAUAUGACACACGAUUCUCAUGGAGGCCGGGGUUAAAGUCCUCUAGAAUAUUCCUAGAUUCGAUUAUCUUUUAGAUCAAGUUCAAUAUGAAGUGAUUCUGUAAUGAAAGAAUACAGUACUAUUAACGAUGGAAAGCAAUAGUAUCAAAAUAAAAUGAUAAGUGAAGUAAUAAAAAUGAAAAUGGUGCGUAACACGAGCAAAGGAAAACUACUGAGUGCAACAGUAGACCAUUUAUUCGCUUUUUACUUCGUAAGAGUCUUAUUUUCUGUAGUGUGAUUCUUGAUCAAAGUACGUGUUUGUCGAUCUGUUAAUGCAAUUAUUAAUGAGUUCUUCUCAAAUUCGAAUUUUAUGCCGCUGAAUUUGUCUGAAAUUCCUCUCGAGUUCCAUUAUUAGUACAAAAUAUAUUAGUCCAUAAAGUCUCGAAAUCAACUAGUGAUGCUACAUUGUCUAACUAAAGGUGAGCGUCUGAGUCAUUAAAUUUUGAAAAGUGAUUUUAAGAGGCAGCACUCUAGAGUCAGAUUAUGUUUAGAGAUUCCAUAUUAAAAAUUAGUGUGUAAGCUAGUUGGUUAAUCUUCCUAUUUUCAAUAUCUGAAUUAAUUUAUACACCUUAUACUAUUGAUUUUAAAAUACUUUGUUCGAAAUAUGAUAUUGAAUUUCUCUUGAGAGUAUACUUCCCUAAUUGUUUACGGCUAAAGAUUGAUGUACUUUCAUAUAUACUUUCCGUCCUGAAUAAUUCAUCUGGCACUUCAACUUUAGAAAAAUAACUUUGUUGAUAUUUAUACAGUCUGACCAACCAACUGCAGUCCAGUAUUCUUGUACUGCACUUAAACCUAGGAGUAUUAUAUUUGGAAUUUUGUUUUGUAAAGAUGUUGUGUUUGUAACCAACGAAGAUAACUUUUUACAUUAUUGUACGCGUUAUUCUAACUUCAGUUCAAUAAAUUCACAUGUGUAAAUGGUUAUACUUUUUACUUGAAUAAUGGUCUACUUUUGACUAUUAGAGUACAUUUUGAAAAAAUCCUUGGGAUUGCUAGUUCAAAUACUACAUUCAUUACUAUUACUACUUAUACUAGAAGACCUGAAUCAUUUCGAUAAACGUCAAUUUCGAACACACUUAUAACAAACAGUUUUUACAAUUUCACUUUUAUCUACAAUACUAACUUUUAAUACACAUAUGUACGAAUAUUGUCUGUCAUUUUUAUUAAGCCCCUUAUCUUAUACUUUAAAAUACUGGUCGUAUGUAACUUUCUAGCUUAUAUUGCAUAAUCGUGUGGUAUUUAAGUAGAAUCUUUUCCACUUAUUUAUUAUUACACUACGUUGUUAACAACUUUUCUAAGUUAAUAUAAAUUUCAAGGACUCUGUUUUACUACAAUGAUCAUCUCUGCAAAAAUAAUGCAUAUCUGUUCUGACAUUAGUAAAUAUAGUUAAUGUUCAAAACUUGCCAAAUCAUCAGACACAGCAGUACAUCUUAUUAUUUCCGUUAG